AUGACGAGCCUUCAUGAAACGCUUGACAGGUCGAUCACUAUCUACUAUACAAUCAUGGUGGAGUUUACAGUAUUUUGUAUGAUCGUGUCUUCAUUGCUAACCGACUUUAGAAACCAGAGACUGGCGUACGAAGCUUGGCUACCUUUCAACUGCUCUGCACCAAAUUAUUAUUACUAUUACAUCGCAUACGUUCAUCAGAUCAUCGCUCUGAUUGGUACGUCGCUUUUAAACGUGGCUUGUGACGUGACCAUUUGCGGAUUGUUCGUCCAUAUGUACAGCCAGCAAGAAAUAUUGAAGGAUAGAUUGAAGGAAAGCGUAAAUGUUGGAAAUAGGUUGAAUAUUGGAAAGAUCGUACAUUUUCACAAUUAUCUAUACGGGUUAGUUUGUGUCCAGUCUAAAAUGUCUCGAAGAAAAAAAUCGAAAAAAGAUGAUUCGAGAUAUCAUUGUAAAGGAGUAUUCAUAGAGAAGUUCAAGAAAAUAAUAGGUAUUCAAAUUUUAUCGAGUACUUUGGUAGUGUGCUUCAUUCUUUACGAAUUGGCGAACACGUCUUUGAUCAGCUCUAAAUUUCUGGAGUUCGUCCUAUAUUUGACGUGCAUGAUGACACAAAUCUUCGUUUAUUGCUGGUACGGGAAUCAGCUCAAAUUAAAGAGUGUCGAGGUUGUGGACACGAUUUUCGAGUUAGACUGGAUCACCCUUGACAACAGAAGCAAAAAAGGUUUGAUAAAUAUAAUGAGAAGAGCGAUGAAUCCGAUCGAGUUGACCUGCGCAUACAUCUUUACGAUGGAUUUAAGAACUUUCGUCAGCGUUGAGAAAAAGAGAAGAGAAACGAUGCAAUUGUUACGAACGAUAUAUCAUCUUUUGACGUCGUGCGCUUGUUGGCGACCACCGUUCUUAUCCCCAUUAAAAAACUUGGCAUAUACAGUUUACUAUUGCUAUGUGAUCCUAUUGAUAUACGGAGCCACGUUUUGCACAUUCGUCGAUUUGUUAUUAAUCGUGGAGACCGAGGAUGAGUUUUGCGACAAUUUUUACCUUACAUUGGCAAUUUUUAUCUCGUGCCACAAGAUGUACAGCAUGCUCGUCAACCGUGAAAAUAUCAUCCUCAUAACUAGCAUGCUGGAAAGCAAACCGUUCCAGCCUGAGACAGAGGAAGAGAUGAAUAUGCGAAACAAAUGCGACAAACAGGCCAGAUUGAACGCGAUUUGUUACGCAAUUCUAGUCGAAUUGUCAGUGAUGUCAUUGUCAUUCGGUGGCCUGCUCAAAGCUGAGAGUCACAAGCUACCGUAUCGAAUGUGGUUACCUUACAAUUACACCUCCUUAUCCGCAUAUACUUUCAUUUACACGCAACAAGUCGUAAGUCUGAUCGUUAGUGCUAUGAUACACGUCGCCUGCGACAGCUUCAUCUGGGCCUUGUUGAUGCACAUCUGCAACCAGAUCGAGAUUUUCAAUUGUCGGUUAAAAAAGAUCAAAGAUCACGAGAAGAAUGAAGUUACGAAAUUGUGCAUACAUUAUCAUAAUCUUAUAUAUCGAUUGGCUACCACGAUAAACGAACAGUUUAAAAUGGUGAUUUUCGUUCAAUUCACAGUGAGCACGUUAACGAUAUGCGUUAAUCUUUAUAUAUUAAUGGGAACACAAAUCACGUUCGAGAGGAUUAUGCAAUUGGCGAUAUACAGUAGCUGUAUGUUAACGCAAAUAUAUAUUUUCUGCUGGUACGGGAACGAAGUUAAGCUCAAGAGCCUCGAUAUUUCUGACAUGAUUUUCAAACUUGACUGGCCGGAUCUCGAUAAUACCACUAAACAUGACUUGUUGAUGAUCAUGAUGCGUGCAUCGUAUCCCAUCGAAAUGACUAGCGUUCAUGUGAUUACCAUGAAUCUCGAUUCAUUCGUGAUCCUAUUAAAAACUUCAUAUUCAGCGUACAAUCUGCUCCAAAGUAACAGAGAAUAGCGAAGGAUGUUCUCCACCAUGGCUUUGACUACUUUUAUAGGAUGAAACGUGAUUUACGACGAAGAGGAGUAAAAUAACUCGUUCGUAUAAACCAUUUAACGUUAUGAAAGAAAGUAGUGCAGAAAGAAUACAAUGAAUGAAACAAUAAAUGAUAUUCAAAAGCGGUAGGUU
Apis florea (little honeybee) is the source of this 2112-nucleotide messenger RNA. Its product is annotated as odorant receptor 10-like. NCBI's taxonomy places the organism in Eukaryota, Metazoa, Arthropoda, Insecta, Hymenoptera, Apidae. The record is from RefSeq and is a predicted model, not a curated record. Gene Ontology annotation, molecular function: olfactory receptor activity; odorant binding. Gene Ontology annotation, biological process: sensory perception of smell; detection of chemical stimulus involved in sensory perception of smell. Gene Ontology annotation, cellular component: plasma membrane.